Molecule: messenger RNA, 4114 nt
Organism: Amyelois transitella
Lineage: Eukaryota; Metazoa; Arthropoda; Insecta; Lepidoptera; Pyralidae
Product: rab-like protein 6
Exons: 9
Coding region: 192-1412 (406 amino acids)
Cellular component (GO): nucleus; cytosol
Molecular function (GO): GTPase activity; GTP binding
Source: RefSeq, a predicted model, not a curated record
AGAUCAAUAUUACUUUGAUGCAGUUGAUGUCAAGUCAACUCAACGUCACGUAAACAAAAUUAAAAUAUUUUUUUGUGCAUAGGACGAACGAAAGGGAUUGUGCCUACCUACCUUUUGGCAGCAAAAGUUUUGCCACUUUCUAUAAUAUAUAGGUGCUUAUUGUCAUAUGCGUUAAGAAGAGAGAAAUAAAAAUGUUUUCCGCUCUCAAAAAACUGACGAAACUCAACGACGAUCGUUGUCCAGCUCCGAUGCCAAUGUCUUCCUCGCUACAGAAGAAAUUUUCUAGAGGAGUUCAUUUCAACAUGAAAAUACUUAUCAAAGGAGACAGAAAUGUGGGCAAGUCUUGCCUUCUUCAAAGACUUCAAGGUGGGGCUUUUAUAGAAGAAUAUGUGCCUACAGAUCAAAUUCAAGUGGCACCUAUACAUUGGACUUAUAAAAAUACAGAUUAUAUUGUCAAAGUGGAAGUGUGGGAGGUGGUAGACAAAGGAAGGACAAAAAAGAAAGCUCCGCUAGGGCUCAAACUAGAAAACCAAACCACACCAGCUGUGCAAGAAGAUGGCUAUGAAACUCCAGUGUUAGAUGCCACAUUUCUAGAUGUUUACAAGAAUUCCAGUGGUGUUAUUUUAAUGUUGGACAUAACAAAGACUUGGACAUUUGAAUAUGUGGUCAAAGAACUGUCUCGAGUCCCAGCUGACUUGCCGGUAGUGAUUCUCGGGAACCACUGUGACAUGCAGCACCAUCGCCAGGUCCAUCCACACCAUAUUGAACAAGCACUCCAUCAUGCUAAACUUACCAGGACAGCACCAGUCCGGUACGCAGAGUCUUCCAUGAGAAACGGUUUUGGGCUCCGUUUGUUGCACAAAUUCUUCAAUGUACCAUUUCUAAGGUUACAAAAAACCAGCUUGUUGGAACAAUUACAAAGAAAUCAGAAAGAUAUUGAAGAGACUGAAAAAGAGCUUGACGAUUUCCAGAACUCAGAAGAAUCACAUUACGAAUCAUUCGUGGAUCGGCUGGCAAACAAACGCAGACAGAACAAUGGACAAACAGAAAUUAGACCAAGCAAUGACAGGUCGCCGAGCAUUGUACUAGGUGCCGGCAAACCGAUUAUCCCGCCGAAUGUCAACCCAUUGGUAAGAUAUGCUUGUUUUAAGAGAUUCGUUGAAGUCAUUAUGCCAGUUUAUCAACAAAGCGGUGGCGAAGACCCAGAUGUAUCUAAAGAACCCGAUAUAAAGACUGAGAAAAAACACAAAAAAAAGAAAUCUAAAGAUAGAGGUGACUACAGUGACAAGUCUGAUCGCAAAGAAAGGAAGCACAAGAGUAAGAAGUCCAAAGAAAAGAAAACGAACCCACAGCAAGACUUACUGGCUCCUGCUCCCAUUGAUUUCAAUUAUGAGGAAUACGACAGUCUUUAGGUAAAAAUUAAAAAAACAGCAAAGGCAUAUCUUAAACCAAUAUAAAUUAUAAAAAAAUAUCAGCAGCAUCGCGAAGGAACGAAAUCAAAGUUUCGAGACUUUUUGAUGAAGAAAGCGAUGCGGAAAAAAUAAUUACAUUUUAAGAAGUAAAGCUAUCCGAAUUAAAAAAUAAGCAGGAAAACAAUGGCUUGCUAAGUAAUGUGACUCACAAAAAAAAAAUUAUAUUUUAUUUUAAAUAUAUUUUUAAUGACCUGGCGAUCUGGUAAUUAAAGUAUAAAAUUUAUGAGAAAUAAUUCUAACCUAUUUUAUUUAAUCAUUUAAGGUAGGCAAACAUUGAGAUCUGCAAAAAAUAAUCACCCGCUCGCAGAUUAUCUUACAGAUGUGAUGCGUAGAAACUGGGUUACAAUCGUAAUAUUCAGAAAAUUUAUACGUACAUACCUAAAUUCCAGGCAAUUUAUUAAUUAUUAGGUAAGCAUUAUGAGCGAAUGUAAGCGUUUUUUUUUAUACCUACACAACUUAUAAAGUUGCUAAAAAUAUUUGAUCAGGGCUUAUAAAAUAUAAAGUUUAAUAUUAACCCUUUACAGCCUAUGCCAUCGUAGGUCCCUGAUAAAACUUAUCAUUCCAUUGCCGUCGUGUUUUUGUUAGGUAUACAUACUGCACGGCAGAUUAUAAAAUUAGGUAUUAAAUGCUUCCUCGUGCUUCUAACUUGUCUUCUUAGUAUAAUAUCGCUUUUGUGGCUUUCAUGUAUGUAGACCUAGAGAUCUAUGAUACUUUAUAGUAUCUAGUCUUCGAUCAACUAUAAGCAACUAGUUAACAGUUCCGAGCAAAAUAAAACAAAAUAUCGUCCUCACCUCAAUACGUAAUUAUUAUUAGAUACGCAUAUUACUUCGACUAUUUGACAAAGUCCUAUGUCCAAAAACAAGUGUAUUGAAAAUUGAACCUUAAAUGUUUUAUAAUAAGGCACGCAAUCCUUAAAAAACAUAGUUUGGUGUGACAUGGUAUUAACUCAAUGUUUCAUUUAGAACAAAGAGGCUAGUGGAGUGGCUUUGUUAUUUUAAAAAUUUUACCUUCACACACUUUAAUAUUUUGAUACCAAAUGCGUUGCAAUAAAAAUUGUCUAUUGGAUGUUAGAAGGAGUUUGUUUGGGUGUAUGAGUGUUUGAAUGUCUGUGAUUAUGUGUCGAUUUGGAUGUAAGUAGUUUAUUUUUUACUUUAAAGGUAGUUCUUUUGUUUUUUGUCGACUUCUGUGGCCUAAUGAUCAUCUGCCUGACUGCCAAGUCGGAGGUCUCGGGUUCGAUCCCGAUUAAAAAACUCUUCACCUCGGUCUCUCGCUAUAAUAGAAAUCCAUUCAUUCCUUAUUAUGGCGUUCUGCGGAAAACUGAAAUACACGUAAAUUGUAUGUUAUUGUGUAAGGUUUUACUUGCGACUUCGUUGGCAUGUGAUUAGAAUUUACUAGAUAGUCGUGUAAUUGAUGUAGUAGGUAUCACCCCCUUACCAAAUUUUACUAAAUCGUUUUAACAGGUACCAUUUUCAGAUAACAUUACAUAUUUCCAUUCACCUCAUUAAAUAAUUAAUCAACCGAACUAGUAUCAAAAUAAAAAAUCACAAACAUAAAAAAUAAAACAAAGCGACUCCACAACUUUAUGUUCCUAGGCGAGCAUCAUGAAGCGCGGCGACAAAACUAUAUUUGUUUCGUUUACUCUUUAAUAUUUAUUGACCGCAAGAAAGAGAUAGGCGCGGAUAGUGCUAAAUGCUGAGUACCGUUAAGUUUUAAAUAUUUAAUAAAAUGAUUUGAUAGAAAACCAACAGCUAACUUAUACUAUUAAGUGCGAUUACUUUAAAACUGAAUUGUGAACAUGAAAUAGGAAACGCCAUCCUUUUUGAGCGCAAUUCUUGGACAAUUUUUACACUUUUUAACAGAGCACUUCGUCAUUGUGCGACGAGAACUUUACUCACUUGAGCGUUGAGUAGAGUUUUGCCGCGGACACUUUUUUAGCGGGAUUGUGAGUCUAGUUGUUUAUAGUACGUCAAUGUAUCUAGUACGUCAUAAUACUUGGGAAGUACCUGGGUGACCGAGCUGUACAGGGUGGACGUCAGAAAAAACAUAUUAAAAAUAAAAGUAUCCGUUGCUGGGAAUUUCGACGGAACCUAUUUCGUCGUCAAAAUUAAUCUCUGAUUUUUGUUAACUGAUUCAAACAACUUGUAGUACCUACUAAUUAAUUAUUCACGUCAAUUACUAAUUUAUCAAUGAUAUAGUUUCAUUAAUUCCUAAUUAUAAUUAAUUUUUAUUCUAAUAAUGCUACUUAUCUAUAUAGUUCUUGUAGAGGACGGAUUUAUUUUUGUUUAUUGUUACACGUAACCAAGAAGUCUCUGUUAAAAAUCUACCAAAAAUAAAGUACCUAACUUUGUCUGAAAGAAAGUUAUAAGCUUUGACCUUACUUUUAAAUUGAUGUAUUGCUUACAUAGUAUAUCAGGGAUUGGUAUGGUAAGAUGCAAAAUAAUAUUUACCUGAAAACAAUUUGAUUGUAAUGGAACAAAAUUAAUUUUACUUCUUUUAAUGCAAUGUUUGAGUGCAUAAUAAAUGUAUAAUGCAUCAUGUGUAAUAAUGUAAAUAUGUGCAUAUAUGUUACCUCAAUCAAAUUUAUAUUAUGUUAUAAUUGUUAUGCUUGUUAUAGAAAUAAAUAUUUUAUCAUAACUACAUAA